CGACCUCCCAUUUCUCACAAAACCGGCAGAGGCAUCCUCGGCUACGGCAGCAUCGGCCGACAAACCGCCCGCGUCGCCACGGCCCUCGGCUUCAACGUGCACGCCUACACCCUGCACCCGCGCCCGACGCCGGAAUCCAAGCGCGACGACUCGUACACGCCCCCCGGCCUCGGCGACCCGGAGGGCAAGUUCCCCUCCAAAUGGUUCUCGGGCGCCUCCAAGGCCGACCUGCACGCCUUUCUCGGCUCCGGGCUCGAUCUGCUCGUCGUCGCGACGCCGUUGACGGAUAAGACGAGUCAUCUGCUCGCGGCCGAGGAGUUUGCGAUCCUGGCCGAGAAGAAGACGUUUAUUUCGAAUAUCGCACGGGGCCCGAUUAUUAAUACGGAUGAUUUGAUUACGGCGCUGGACGAGGGGACGAUUCGCGGGGCGGCGCUGGAUGUUACGGACCCGGAGCCCUUGCCUGAUGGGCACCCGCUUUGGAAGGCCAAGAAUUUGCUGAUUACGCCGCAUAUCAGUGGGUUGUCGACGAGUUAUGGGGAUAGGGUGCUGGGUAUUUUGGGGUUGAAUUUGAAGAGGCUGAGUGAGGGCAAGAAACUGACCAAUCUCGUCAAUAAGAGGGAGGGUUACUAG
Molecule: messenger RNA, 630 nt
Organism: Colletotrichum orchidophilum
Lineage: Eukaryota; Fungi; Ascomycota; Sordariomycetes; Glomerellales; Glomerellaceae
Product: D-isomer specific 2-hydroxyacid dehydrogenase
Exons: 1
Molecular function (GO): NAD binding
Source: RefSeq, a predicted model, not a curated record